AUGGCCGAGCGAUAUAUCCCCGAACAUCGCCGGACACAGUUCAAGGCCAAGAACACCUUCAAACCUGAGGAGCUCCGUCGUCGCCGUGAGGAGCAGCAGGUUGAGAUCCGCAAGGCAAAGCGCGAGGAGAACUUGGCCAAGCGACGAGGUAUUGGCACUGGCGAGAACCGACCUGGAGCCUCGCUCGGGGCUGCACCCGACAGCGACGAUGAGUCGGCUCCCACGGAAUCGCAGUUGAACGAGGACCUCCCUCAGAUGGUCCAGGGCGUCUUUUCGGAGCAAAUCGACCUGCAGAUCCAAGCCACCACCAAGUUCCGGAAACUGCUGUCCAAGGAGCGGAACCCGCCCAUCGAAGAGGUCAUCAAGACGGGCGUCGUCAGCCGAUUUGUCGAGUUCCUGCGCUCCCCGCACACUCUGGUGCAGUUUGAGGCUGCUUGGGCCCUGACCAACAUCGCCUCGGGCUCGGCCACCCAGACCCAGGUCGUCAUUGAAGCCGGCGCCGUCCCCAUCUUCGUCGAGCUCCUGGCCAGCCCCGAGCCUGAUGUGCGCGAACAGGCCGUCUGGGCCCUCGGCAACAUUGCCGGCGACAGCCCUCACUGCCGCGACUACGUGCUCAGCUGUGGCGCCCUGAAGCCGCUGCUGAACCUUCUCGGCGAUAGCCGCAAGCUGAGCAUGUUGCGCAACGCCACAUGGACCUUAAGCAACUUUUGUCGUGGCAAGACGCCGCAGCCUGAUUGGAACACGAUUGCCCCUGCUCUCCCCGUCCUCUCCAAGCUCGUCUACUCGCUGGAUGACGAAGUCCUGAUUGAUGCCUGCUGGGCCAUUUCCUAUCUGUCGGACGGCUCCAACGACAAGAUCCAGGCCGUGAUUGAAGCCGGCAUCCCGCGCAGGCUGGUUGAGCUGCUCAUGCACGCCUCCACCUCGGUCCAGACUCCUGCUCUGCGGUCUGUAGGCAACAUUGUGACUGGCGACGACGUCCAGACUCAGGUUAUUAUCAACUGCGGCGCGCUGCCUUGCCUCUUGUCUCUCCUGAGCUCCACCAAGGAUGGCAUCCGCAAGGAGGCAUGCUGGACCAUCUCUAACAUUACCGCUGGUAAUUCGUCUCAGAUCCAGUCCGUCGUCGAUGCCAACAUCAUCCCUCCUCUCAUCCACCUCCUCCAAAAUGGCGACCUCAAGACGCGCAAAGAAGCCUGCUGGGCCAUAAGCAACGCCACCUCUGGCGGUCUCCAGAAGCCAGAGCAGAUCCGUUACCUGGUCUCGCAGGGCUGCAUCAAGCCUUUGUGCGAUCUCCUCUCGUGCCCCGACAACAAGAUCAUUCAGGUUGCCCUCGAUGGCCUCGAGAACAUCCUCAAGAUUGGCGACCUGGACAAGCAGGCCGCCGGCGACAAUGCUGAAUCCAUCAACCGCUAUGCACUUUUCAUUGAGGAGUGCGGAGGCAUGGAGAAGAUCCACGAAUGCCAGAACAACGCAAAUGAGGAGAUCUACGUCAAGUCGUACCACAUCAUCGAGAAGUACUUUUCGGACGAGGUUGAAAAUGCCGACGAGGGCAUGGCCCAGCCGGCGGGACCCAACGGCACGUUUGGCUUCGGGACCAACGGCCCAGCCCAGUCGGGCGGCUUCAACUUUGCCAACGGAGGCGACUCGAUGGACAUGUAG
This is a messenger RNA of Hirsutella rhossiliensis, 1656 nucleotides long. Its product is annotated as armadillo/beta-catenin-like repeat domain-containing protein. Gene Ontology annotation, molecular function: nuclear import signal receptor activity; protein binding. NCBI's taxonomy places the organism in Eukaryota, Fungi, Ascomycota, Sordariomycetes, Hypocreales, Ophiocordycipitaceae. The transcript has 3 exons. The coding region runs from base 1 to 1656 and encodes 551 amino acids. Gene Ontology annotation, biological process: NLS-bearing protein import into nucleus. Gene Ontology annotation, cellular component: nucleoplasm; cytoplasm; nucleus. The record is from RefSeq and is a predicted model, not a curated record.